CGAAGACACGUUCUCCAAACAAUAAAAGUUCUUCUGAACUGUUCAAAAAAAAGUUCUUCUGAACUGUUCUUGCACCCUGGCUGCUCUAUUAUAUAAGUACAUGCGCAAGAGAGCACAAAGCCACACUAAAUAAAAAAUUAACAACAUAACACACCUCUGGAAAUCAGACAUGGAUUUGCGUACAGCUUUCUCUUGUGCACUGCUACUGGCGGUGACACUGUUGCCUCCUUCAGCCAACGCAUCGAGCAAACUCUACAUCGUGUAUCUGGGGGAGAAGAAACACGAUGAUCCAACCGUGGUUACUGCCUCGCACCAUGACGUGCUGACCUCCGUUCUUGGGAGCAAGGACGAAGCCUUGAAGUCCAUAGUGUACAGUUACAAGCAUGGAUUCUCUGGGUUCGCGGCGAUGCUGACCGAAUCACAAGCCGAGAUCAUUGCAAAAUUCCCUGAAGUUCUAAGCGUGAAGCCGAACACCUAUCACAAAGCCCACACAACUCAGAGCUGGGACUUCCUUGGCAUGGACUACUACAAGCCGCCACAACAAUCGGGCCUCCUCCAGAAAGCAAAAUACGGUGAAGAUGUCAUCAUCGGUGUCAUCGAUUCAGGCAUAUGGCCUGAAUCACAGAGCUUUGACGACAUUGGGUACGGCCCUGUGCCUGCACGGUGGAAAGGAACAUGCCAGACCGGUCAGGCUUUCAACGCCACGAGCUGCAACCGAAAGAUCAUCGGCGCACGAUGGUACUCCAAAGGCCUUCCUGCCGAGCUCCUCAAGGGCGAGUACAUGUCACCGAGGGACUUGGGCGGCCACGGCACGCACGUAGCCUCGACUAUCGCCGGUAACCAGGUGCGGAAUGCGAGCUACAACAACCUGGGCUCAGGCGUGGCGCGCGGUGGGGCGCCACGCGCUAGGCUGGCUAUCUACAAGGUGUUGUGGGGCGGUGGGGCAAGAGGCGCUGUCGCGGACACCCUCGCGGCCGUCGACCAAGCCAUACACGACGGGGUGGAUGUCCUGUCCCUGUCGCUGGGAGCUGCUGGCUUCGAGUACUACGGGACGCUGCAUGCCGUGCAGAGAGGCAUCUCCGUCGUGUUCGCCGGCGGGAACGAUGGCCCCGUCCCGCAGACGGUGUUCAACGCCCUGCCGUGGGUCACCACGGUUGCUGCAAGCACGAUUGAUCGGUCUUUCCCGACAUUGAUGACACUCGGGAACAAAGAAAAGCUGGUGGGGCAAUCACUUUACUCGGUAAACAGUAGCGACUUCCAGGAACUUGUUGUCAUUAGUGCUUUAAGUGACACGACGACCAAUGUCACUGGCAAAAUCGUCCUCUUCUAUGCACCAUCAGACAAUGAUGUCAAGUUCAUGAUGCCUCGGCUAACAUUUAGCGAAGUAUUAAACCACACGGCGGCGAGCCGCGCAAAGGGCCUCAUCUUUGCACAGUAUACCGAGAACUUGCUCGACAGCCUGGCCGUAUGUGAUCGCAUUCUGGCUUGUGUACUCGUGGAUUUCGAAAUCGCACGUAGAAUCGUCUCUUAUUCGACCAGCACAAGAAACCCCAUGAUCAAAGUGUCGCCGGCCAUAACCAUUGUCGGAGAACGGGUGCUAUCUCCGAGGGUUGCCGCGUUCUCGUCCAGAGGCCCAAGUGCCACAUUCCCUGCCAUACUGAAGCCUGAUGUAGCUGCACCUGGAGUUAGCAUAUUGGCAGCCAAGGGCAACUCCUACGUCUUUAUGUCUGGUACGUCCAUGGCAUGUCCUCAUGUCUCUGCGGUUACAGCGUUGCUCAAGUCUGUUCACCCCAGUUGGUCGCCUGCCAUGAUCAAAUCUGCCAUAGUCACCACAGCAUCUGUGAUUGACCAUUUCGGCGCACCCAUUGAAGCAGAUGGAAUCCCUCGGAAAUUGGCUGACCCCUUUGACUUUGGUGGUGGCCACAUGAACCCAGACAGAGCCAUGGACCCCGGACUGGUUUAUGAUAUAGAUGGAAGAGAGUACAAAAAGUUCUUGAACUGCACAAUCAGACAAUUUGAUGAUUGUGGGACAUAUAUGGGAGAACUGUACCAGCUCAACCUGCCAUCCAUCGCUGUGCCAGACCUCAAGGAGUCGAUCACAGUCCGACGUACUGUCACAAAUGUCGGGCCAGUGGAAGCAACUUACCAGGCAGUGGUUGAAGCGCCAACAGGAGUCGAUGUGUCCGUGGAGCCAUCGGUGAUCACAUUCACUAGAGAUACAAGCAGAAGCGUCGUGUUUACGGUGAGAUUUACAGCAAAGCGGAGAGUUCAAGGCGGAUACACAUUUGGAAGCUUGACAUGGUCAGACGGCAAUACUCACUCAGUGAGAAUCCCCAUCGCAACGCGUAUCGUGAUCCAAGAUAUGAUGGCGGUGUCCGACGUAUCUUAAAUUUAUAGGCAGUUGAUUGAAUGGAUAUUAUGGGCAGUUAGGGCAUGUACAGUGGUUCAUAAAGCUGGCUUCCCUUAUAUGUUCCACGUCAUUUAGAAAAAACAACAAAACAUGUAGUAGGAUAGAUCAUCUCUUAGUGUCAUAUCUUACCAUUUGUGCUUAGAUGAAUAAAAUUAAUUAAAUAAAAGUUAAGAAAAGGUGAAUCUAGUAUAAUGGAAAAUGUGUCUUUUUUUUUACUUUCCUUCUUGUGAAGAGAUCAUCUCUUAUUUAAAAGAAGUCUUGUGUAUUUUCUUCGUUCCUCUCUCUUCCACAUAAACUAUUGUCCGGCAUGUCAUCGUUAAGAAAAAACUGACGUCACCCCAUUGUACAUGCCCUUAGUGCAAAUAGUACUGCAUUAAUAUUAUUGUAAUAAAGAAUGUCGGGUACCUGGUUGGUGCACUUGUAUUAGUUGUAUUUUUACCACAAAUGAUUUGGGACGAGGGAAUAUUGUUACUCUUAUUAUGAAAAAUAAACAAUUUGUAUCA
Molecule: messenger RNA, 2913 nt
Organism: Brachypodium distachyon (stiff brome)
Lineage: Eukaryota; Viridiplantae; Streptophyta; Magnoliopsida; Poales; Poaceae
Product: subtilisin-like protease SBT3.9
Exons: 10
Coding region: 170-2389 (739 amino acids)
Biological process (GO): proteolysis
Molecular function (GO): serine-type endopeptidase activity
Source: RefSeq, a predicted model, not a curated record